CUGCGGAAUCGAGGCGAUCGAGUGACGGUGACGGCUGGUCUGAUAAAGCCAAGGCCGGAUAAAUGUUUGUCUUUGAUAUUUUGGACAUUUAAAUUCAGCUCUGGCCGUUUUCUAGAGGAUUACAUCAAUCUGGUGAAGCCGAUCUGCAGGCUCUGUUUCCCUGAUCCUGCCUGUCAAAUCGUGCAGUAAAAAUGUCGUCGUCAGCAAUUUACUUCUUGGACAUAAAAGGAAAGGUUCUGAUCUCGCGGAACUACAGAGGUGACAUAGACCUCGGUGUGAUAGAAAAGUUCAUGCCUCUGUUGAUGGAAAAGGAGGAGGAGGGCACCCUGACUCCAAUUUUGCAAACCAAUGAAUGCACUUUUGCUUACAUCAAGUACAACAACCUUUACAUCGUUUCGACCUCUAAGAAAAACGCGAACAUCGCCCUAGUAUUCGUCUUUCUCCACAAAAUUGUUCAGGUUAUGAAUGAGUAUUUCAAAGAGAUGGAAGAGGAGAGUAUAAGGGACAAUUUCGUCGUUAUUUACGAGCUGAUGGAUGAGUUGUUGGACUUUGGAUACCCCCAAACGACCGAUAGCAAAAUUCUGCAAGAGUACAUUACUCAAGAGGGCCACAAGCUGGAAGUGCAGCCAAGACCACCGCUUGCAGUGACAAACGCUGUUUCGUGGCGCUCUGAAGGCAUCAAAUACAGAAAGAAUGAGGUCUUCCUUGAUGUUAUUGAAUCCGUCAACCUGCUGGCAAAUGCCAACGGGAACGUCCUGCGUAGUGAAAUCGUUGGUGCAAUUAAAAUGCGAGUUUACCUGUCUGGAAUGCCAGAGUUAAGGCUUGGUCUCAACGACAAAGUGUUGUUUGAGAGCACUGGUCGAGGCAAAUCAAAAUCAGUCGAAUUGGAGGAUGUUAAAUUCCACCAAUGUGUCAGGCUGUCAAGGUUUGAAAAUGACAGAACUAUCUCGUUUAUCCCUCCAGACGGUGAAUUUGAGCUGAUGUCUUACAGACUAAACACACACGUGAAGCCCUUGAUCUGGAUUGAGUCGGUGAUUGAGCGGCACGCUCACAGCCGCGUCGAGUACAUGAUUAAGGCCAAGUCGCAGUUCAAGCGACGCUCCACGGCCAACAACGUGGAAAUCAUCAUUCCUGUACCAGCUGACGCUGACUCGCCAAAAUUCAAAACGACCAUCGGCAGCGUCAAGUACGCUCCUGAGCAGAAUGCCAUCAACUGGACCAUCAAGUCAUUUCCGGGUGGAAAGGAGUACUUAAUGAGAGCGCACUUUGGGCUGCCCAGCGUCGAGAGCGAAGACUCGGAAGGAAAGCCUCCCAUCCAAGUGAAAUUUGAGAUACCCUACUUCACAACUUCAGGAAUUCAGGUCCGCUACCUUAAAAUUAUCGAGAAGAGUGGCUACCAGGCAUUGCCAUGGGUCCGAUACAUCACCCAGAACGGCGACUACCAACUGCGAACCAACUGAAAUACAAGCCCUUUUUGACACGAGAGACUUGAUUUGUAUUUUCGGUAUCAUGAUCGCAAACUAAAUAAAUAAUACUGUGUUAUAAUGUA
This is a messenger RNA of Cloeon dipterum, 1549 nucleotides long. It is a transcript of the gene AP-1mu, whose product is annotated as adaptor protein complex 1, mu subunit. Gene Ontology annotation, biological process: intracellular protein transport; vesicle-mediated transport. NCBI's taxonomy places the organism in Eukaryota, Metazoa, Arthropoda, Insecta, Ephemeroptera, Baetidae. The record is from RefSeq and is a predicted model, not a curated record. Gene Ontology annotation, molecular function: clathrin-cargo adaptor activity. Gene Ontology annotation, cellular component: clathrin adaptor complex; clathrin-coated vesicle. Bases 192 to 1460 code for a protein of 422 amino acids. The transcript is spliced from 10 exons.